AUGCUUCAGUCCAUGUCUGCCGCCGACGACCGCAAGCGGUCUCUCGUCACUGGCGCGGAAGAUGGACCGAGGAAGCGUUUGCAUUCGGACGAAACCGCUUCCAGGUCGGCAGCGACACCUGCCAACGACGAUGAGGACGAAGAGACGCUGCAUCCAGCGUACGCUGGCCUCGAGGCCUUCCGAAAGGAGGCCAUCUACCGCAAGCUUCUCGAGGCCAGGAGAGACUUGAUACGAAUCGAGCGCAAAGCGAGCACUUUUCAAGAUGACCUCGCCGUGUCGGAACAGCGCGCUGCCGUGCUUCAGCGAUUCUGGAACUUGCUCCUCACCGAUCUCGCCGCCCGCCUCGCCGUCCAGGAUCAAGAUGCCUUCGCCUCCCUUUCCUCUUCCGAUUCCCAAUCAGAUCUUGCAGGUAUGGAGAAGCAGUUGCAGGAGCAAUCGAAAGCGAUUCUGCACUCCCUCUCCCAGCAGGGCGACGUCAAUGUCGUUGAGCUUCAGCAAAAGUUCCACGAUCUCGCAGACGAAGCCUCACGCCACAAGCAAGACCUCUUCCUUACCCAGUCCAAGCUGCAGCGUGCCGAAGACGCUCUCGCUGAUGUCACCCAAAAGCUCUCUCAAGUCGAACACGAGUACGUUCGAUAUCAGAGCAACCUCCUUCGCGCUACAGAAGGCAAGGCGACCGUCCCCGCUGGCACCACUGUGACAGCGGCGGAGCCAGCGCCAGCAGCCGAACCCGCCAACACCGUUACUGUCAAGACAGAAGCGGGCUCCGCACCCGGCCCUGAAGCCGCAGCGCCAGAGACAACUGCUGCUCUCCAGAAGGCGCUCGAUGACCUCGAAAGCGCGCGGCAGAAUGUAGAGCUGACACGGCGAGAAAGCGAUUCGCGCUACGCCGAGAUUCAGACUCUGAACGAAGAGCUCAGAGCACACAAGUUCAAGCUGCACGAGACGGAGCGCAAGCUGAUCACACUACCGGAAGAGGUACUGCUCAGCUCCGCCCUCUACCGCGAGUUGCAGACGGCGUUGCGGCAGGCCCAGCACGACCUGCAAGCCAGCAAAGAGGCGACGCAGGCGCUCGAGACCGAGGCUGCGGCGCUGCGAGAGGAUCGCGGCGCCUUCCAGCAGGCUGUCGAGGCGGAAGCGACCACGCGAUCUGAAGACCUCGAGAGGUUGGUCAAGGCGAAAGAAGCCGACGUCACACGACUGCGCAGCCAGCGAGACGAACUCAAUGCCGAGCUCACCGAGCGUCGGUCGCGCGAGCAGGUCAAAUUCACGCAGAUCGAAGAGAUGAAGGCGCUGCUCAAUAGCAAAGAGGAGCGCUUGACGCUGCUGAGCAGCCAGGUGCGACGAUUGCGUAUGACGGUCGCCGCGUUCCAAGGUCAGACUGUCGGCGUUUCCGCGCUAGCCAAGGCCGACUCGGAAGAGGAUCAGUUCGAACAGCUGAGUCGCACAGCGCAGGAGGCACAGACGCGCAUCGCCGAGCUGGAGAAGCGUCUGGGAUCCACCGGCGAGGCCGCCGCUCCCAAUGGCAGCGAGGCCAAGGACGCUGGUCAGGACAGCUCCGACGCGGGUCUGCGCGCCGAGAACGAGCGAUUGCGGUUGUCGCUACAGGCCGCCGAAGCGUCGAGCAAGGCUGUCGACGACGAGCUGGAGAAGAUCAGCGCAGCCUACGCCGAUUUGGAGAGGCAAGCGUCUGUCAAGGUGACGGACGUGAGCCGACUGGAGGAAAAAGCACUGCGAUGGGUCACGGAAAAGUCCAAGGCGGACAACAAGUACUUCUCAGCGAUGCGAGCCAAGGAUGCAGUGGAUCAGGAGCUGCGCUCCGCUAAGCAGGUGCACGAGCGACAGCAAAAGACGAUCGAGAUGUUUACCGAGGUGGAGCGCAACUACACAGCGCAGCUGGGACUGCACGAAAAGGAGGUGACGACGUUCAAAAAGGUGGUCGACGUGCACGCACAGCGCAUUGACACGCUCCAGCGCAACCUCGAGUUGGCCGAGUCGCGCCUUGCCGAGUCGGUCCGCACCAAAGACGCCGCCAGCGAGUCGGCCAAGGAGCUAAUCAACACAGCGAGCGUCGAGAAGGACCAACGGAAGCGAGCGGACGAGCGCGUGGCUCGACUCGAGAAGGAUCUCGAGAGCGCAAAACGCCAGUUGGCGAGAGCCGCUGCGUCGGCGGCCAAGAACAAGGGCCGUGCGGACGCGGGCGACGGCGGAAGCGAGAGAGACCACCUCAACUCGCUGCUGCAGUGCUCGUCGUGCAAGGAGAGGUACCGCGACCGCAUCCUGGUCAAGUGCUUCCACACGUUCUGUCAGGUGUGCAUCGACUCGCGCGUGCAGACCCGCCAGCGCAAGUGCCCGCACUGCGCGCUUGCGUUUGCCGUGAGCGAUGUCCAGCCUCUAUACCUGCAGUGA
Messenger RNA from Kalmanozyma brasiliensis GHG001, 2409 nucleotides. Its product is annotated as Zinc finger, C3HC4 RING-type. Gene Ontology annotation, molecular function: metal ion binding; ubiquitin protein ligase activity. Lineage: Eukaryota; Fungi; Basidiomycota; Ustilaginomycetes; Ustilaginales. Bases 1 to 2409 code for a protein of 802 amino acids. Gene Ontology annotation, cellular component: HULC complex; nucleus. The transcript has a single exon. The record is from RefSeq and is a predicted model, not a curated record.